AUGAAAAAAACAAAAGGAGGCCAGGCGAACGUUAAGGAAGAGAGGAAUUGUGUGAGAAAGGAUUGGGGAUUAUCGAGCCAAAACCCCCCAGGAAUUACCCAGUCGAGUCAUGUAACAUACCUCAACAACCAAACCCAGACUAUUGGAAUUCCCAAGGUCCAGAACAAAAGGAGAGGUAGUUGGGUUCGAUAUUGUGGCCUGGGGAAACCGACCGGGGUGGCAAGCAACAGAAAGGAGUACAAGCGACUUCAGGGGGCGGUAGCACGGCGGGGGACAAUCCCAGGCAGGUCGUGGUUCGGAGAGGAGGGGGGGUCGAAUCAAGCGCGACGAGGCAUGGGUGGGGAGAAAAUGGAAGAACCAGAGGAGAGACGAUGGCCGAGGAGAGGCGGGGAGAGGACUAGAAGAAUGGUAGCGGGAGUGGCAGAGACAGGACAGGACAUGGAUAGGGAUGUGGUUGGAGUUGUCGAUGCAGCCGGUCGGUCAGCGGUGGUUGUGGUUGUUGGUUGUGGAUGUGGUUGUCGUUGUGGUUGUGGUUGUGGUUGUGGUUGUCGUCGUCGUCGUUUGUCGGGCGGGAAAGUCGAGUAG
Molecule: messenger RNA, 585 nt
Organism: Histoplasma mississippiense
Lineage: Eukaryota; Fungi; Ascomycota; Eurotiomycetes; Onygenales; Ajellomycetaceae
Exons: 2
Coding region: 1-585 (194 amino acids)
Source: RefSeq, a predicted model, not a curated record